Molecule: messenger RNA, 2184 nt
Organism: Seminavis robusta
Lineage: Eukaryota; Bacillariophyta; Bacillariophyceae; Naviculales; Naviculaceae
Source: the annotation of a GenBank genome assembly
AUGGGGCAUCCUUUGGCAGCUCUCGCGUGGCUCUUAUGGCUAUCUUUGCCAUCGUGGGCGUGGAUCACUCCUCAUCAUCGCUCGCCAUCCAUCUCAUUAUUCCUCGCUGGGGCAAAACAUCAGCCUGCACGCCGUCUAUCGCCCAUCUACAUGCUCAAUAAUAAUGGAGAUACCAAGGAAUCCAGCAGCAUGGGAUUGAAUGAGUUGCAGACAUUGCUUCGACAGGCAUCGCAACGACAGGACUUUCUAGAAGCGCAACGGCUCUCGGACGUCGUGGCUUCUCGACUCUAUGGCGACAUGACGAAUGUAGAUGAUGAAACCAGACGAUUACGACGACGAAAAAUGUCCUGGCGAGGACUGGGAGCAGCUCCAUGGCUGGUGGAUCGAUUGGAUAGUUUGAACUACACUUUCCCUACUUCCGUGCAAAUCUGUUCCAUGGAAUCGGUCAAUGCCAUUCUCAACAAUACCAAUGAAAUAGUGGAGACCACAUCGCUGGAAGAACGAAUGGGAAUGGAUGACAGUAACAUGGGCAUUGUCAUUAGUGGAAAUACUGGUUCUGGCAAAACAUUGGCCUAUUUGGUGCCACUUCUCAGCACUCUCAGCGACUCUCUCUUUACACGACAACGAUUACGAGUAGGAUGGGAAGAAACAGUUGGAGACACCAUGGGAGACCUCAUGGAACGAGUUGCUGUAGUCACUUCCCCCGUGGUUCGCUCACGAGCCCGAAAGCAAAUGCGACAAAAUGGUGCUAUUGCAACGGGAGCUUCUCUAUCGACGCUGGGAAAGAGCAAUAAGGAAGAUAUCAAAUCUCCCCUGGCAUUGAUUGUUUGUCCCGCACGGGAACUGGGAGUCCAAAUUGCCUUGCUGCUCUACUCGCUGAUUGGUGGCAAUGUCAAAAAGGAAGCAACAGAACUGUCUGGCAAGGCCAACAGUUUCCGUUAUAAGGGCCCCAAGGGUAUCCGCAUAGCCUGUGUCUUGGAUGACGAAGAAGCUAUUUAUGGACUCAAGCUUCAAACGGAUAUCGCCAUUACAACUCCAGAAUACGUUGGCAAACUGAUUGCUGACGGAGAUAUUGUCCCUUCCAAAUUGCGUGCGGUCAUAUACGAUGAGGCUGACUUGGCUUUGGAACAAACUGACAUUGAGGAUUUGCAGCGUCUCUUUGCUGAUGAUAAUGAAGAACGUGAAAACUCUCGCCUAACCUUCUUGGUCGGCGCCAGUGUGACCAAGUCCUUGGGGAACCUGGCUGUCAGUUCGCAUGUACUGCCCGAGAGUCGGAGCUAUAUCGCCACAGCUACCAGCUUUGCACCUCUUUCAGACAACUCGGAAGACGACAGCACUGACAUUAAGGACGACAUUGUGGGGGAACGUCAGAAAACAGCAUCCCUGCAAGACUUGGACGUGUGUUUGGAUUCUGGUCUGCGGCAUGAACGUGUUGUUGUACGGUCGCAGGAUACCAGCCAACUCUUGGUACUCACACGACUCUUGCGAAAGGAACUGCGGGAGUACGACGUACACGUCGCCGCUGGCAACAAUCCUCCCAUGCAACGACCACGAGUGGUGGUGUUCUUUCCGGACGAAGUUGCCGCGAAGGCAGCCAUUGAACCACUGCGAGAUGCCAUGUGGGGCGAGCAUAAACUCUGUGUUUUGCUGCCAAAGACCGGCGAAACCCCAUUGAACAUAAUGGAACAGUUCAGGGAUGCGAAAACUUCGGUUAUGCUGGCUACUGCCAAUUCGGUGCGAGGCCUGGAUUUCCCGUCUGUUUCAUCCGUCUACACGUUGUAUCUACCCAAAAAUGAUCCUCGGGAGUACGUCCACUUGGCUGGCCGUGUUGGACGAAUCGGUCAAAUGGGAAGCGUCAAAGGUGGAGGUGGCCGUGUGGUGUCGGUCCUAAAGGAAGGUGAAGAGGCGGACGAAUUGGAAUCGUUGGCUUCAUCGCUAGGCUUUGAAUUCACCGACACUGUGCCUGAAUUCGAUGAUGGUAUUGUGAGGUUGGACGAUGGCACAAUAGACGUUGAAGGAACCGACGUGGAGAAGCUGCGUAGGAUGUUGGAAGACAAUAUGAGUUUGUUGAGCUUGGCAGACGACCCGACGACAAUAGACGUCGAGGCUUCUGGUGCGGAGUACGUUGACGACGACGACGACGACGAAGAAGAAGAAGACGACGAAGACGAGGAGGAGGACUAA